AUGGCGGUCUUAUUCCUCCUCCUUCUAUUUCUCUGUGGGUGCUCCCGGGCUCCUGCAGAUAACAUCCAGGACAUCUAUGUGGCCUUGGGGGAGACAUUGGAGCUGCCAUGCCCCACACCACCCAACCUGCAAGGGGACGAACUCUUGUCCUGGUUCCGCAGCCCUGCAGCAGGCUCGUCCACUGCCAUGGUAGCUCAAGUCCAGGUGGCCAGGCUGGCACCAGAUCACUGGAAACCUAGAAGGGAGGCCAGGCUCAAACUUCUCGGGAACUACUCUUUGUGGCUGGAAGGGUCCAAGGAAGGCGAUGCUGGGCGCUACUGGUGCACUGUGCUGGGGCAGCAGCACAAGUACCAGAACUGGAGGGUGUAUGAUGUGUCUGUGCUCCGAGGAUCCCAAUUAUCUGCUAGGGCUGCAGAUGGCUCCCCCUGCUCUGUCCUCCUGUGCUCUGUGACCCCUACCAGGCGCCUGGACUCUGUGACCUGGCUGGAGGGGAGGGGUCCUGUGAGAGGCCAUGUGCAACCCUUCUGGAGUGAUGGGGCAGCUCUGCUCUUGGUGUGUCCUGGGGAGGGGCUUCCGGAGCCCAGGGUGCGUAGACCAAGAGUCAUCCACUGUGUCAUGCCUCAGAACAAAGGGCUCAGCUUUACCCUGGCAGCUUCCACAGAUGCCUCUCCUGCCCAUUGUGCCUCUCCCUCGGGCUGGGAUGUGCCAUGGAUCCUGAUGCUGUUGCUCACAGCAGUUCUGGGGUUCACCAUCCUGGCCCUCAGCAUCACUCUCUGCAGGUGGAGGGCCCAGAUGGCUCACUGCAAAGAAGCCUCGAUUCCUCGCUUCAAGCCUGAAAUCCAGGUCUAUGAGAACAUCCAUUUGGCCUGUCUCAGACCACCUGCCCUCAAGACCAGAUGAUCUCAG
Molecule: messenger RNA, 906 nt
Organism: Talpa occidentalis (Iberian mole)
Lineage: Eukaryota; Metazoa; Chordata; Mammalia; Eulipotyphla; Talpidae
Gene: LY6G6F
Product: lymphocyte antigen 6 family member G6F
Exons: 6
Coding region: 1-900 (299 amino acids)
Source: RefSeq, a predicted model, not a curated record